CUUGGCUCCGGUGGUUGGAAACUGCCAUUUAUGGCUAAAGGAAGAACACAAUACGGAGCCCAUGCAGUGCUCCACUGACCCACAAUGCACCAGGACUUUAUAAAAACCCACCACAAAGACCCCGGGGCAGUAACAGAGAGGCUCGGUGUGAAAGUGUGAAAGGACAGCACACAUCCUCCGCCAUGGCAUCGGUGACUUCUUCCAGCCGCAGAUCCUCCUCAUCCUACCGCUCAUCGUCCCGUUACUCCAGCUCCAGCUCCUACCGGUCGGAGGGCUCGCUGGGCGGGGCGUCCGAUUGUCUGGAUCCCCUCUUUGAGCCGUUCCUCGACUCUGCUGACCGCUCCAGUCUGUUUGGAGAAGAGGGGCCCGGGGGACCCAGCGGCUUGGCCCCCUACAGCCGGCAGAACAGAUCCUCCUGCGGGCACGCUGCUCCUGCGUGUGGCGCUGUGACAGGCCGUCAGAGCAGCGCGGGCGGCGGGGUGCGUUGUCUGGGAGACGGCUACUCCAUGUCCGCUGACGUCAGCCAGUUCGAGCCACAUGACAUCGUCGUGAUGGCCUACAAGCACCGCGUCGUCAUUCACGCCCAGAAGGUAUUGGAUGACGGCAGCGUCAGCGACACGUUCACCCACAAGUCCCUGUUCCCGGAGGAUAUGGACCCCCUGUCGGUCGGCGGCACCCUUCACCCCGAUGGCUCCCUGGUGGUGAGCGUCCGCCGGAGCCCCCUGGGUGCUCCCACCUUCCGCAGCGAGGCUCAUCUUUGACUUGGGGUCUCCUGGUGCUUUCAUGGUAUCUCGGCUAGCAUUUUAUUGAAAUAUUACUUAUCUUAUCAUAGAGUUGUCAGUGAGGUACACUCACCUAGCAAGUGGAUAAUGGCAUCAGAAUUUGAACGGAGUCUGUGAGUGACAAGAAUUUUCUUUUGUCCUCCGAGUCCGUCUACCUUUUAUAUCACUUCUACUGUACAUCCAUCAUGGUGACCUCUUGACUUUUUGUCGAAAAACUGUUUGUUGUUUUCCCUUUAUUGAUAAUGUAAUCUGCUGUACUGUAAACCUUCCAGAUUCUUAAGUUUAUUAGGUCAUUGUGUUAUGGCAGGUGAAGAAAUGAAAAAUAAGUUUAUCAUAAUAAAUAAAAUACAAAUCUGUGAGUUUUAUUAGAGCAGGGUUGAAGGGUUUUUCUUGCUAUUAAUAUCUACCACUGUAUUUUUUUUAUUUUGCUAAUGCCAUAGUUGGAAAUGUUCAAAUACACCUACACGGGGUGCCUUUAUUUGUUUGCUACGACAUAAUGAACAAAGACUGUUGAAAACACUAGAAAGUGAGCAGCUCAUUUUAUUUGACGGGUGAAAUGAAUCACUCACCUUGUUAAUUCCUGAAUAUAUCUUAACGUUUGUACAACCACAGCAAAUCAAUAACUUAGUUCUGUUCUUUAAGAUUUUGCUCAGUCACACAAUAAAUGUGUUUUUGACAGGAAACUG
Messenger RNA from Scophthalmus maximus (turbot), 1468 nucleotides. RefSeq names its product heat shock protein beta-7-like. Bases 183 to 761 code for a protein of 192 amino acids. The transcript has 4 exons. NCBI's taxonomy places the organism in Eukaryota, Metazoa, Chordata, Actinopteri, Pleuronectiformes, Scophthalmidae. The record is from RefSeq and is a predicted model, not a curated record.